CAAACAGGGAGGGGUGGGGCUGCUGCAGGGGUGCGACCGGACACUGAGGGGAGGCUGGGGGUCCGUCACGGGGCGCAGUGCAGCAGGAGCGCGGGCCAGGGCGCCGGGCAGAAGAGCGGCGCGGCCGGGAGAUCUCACUCGGGACUUCCCCGACUCCCUCCCAACCUGGGGAAAGGAUACAGCCCCUCCGGUGGCCUGGGAACAGGCUCUCUAAGUCAAAAUGGCUAUGGAACAGGUGUUGGAGGCGGUAUGGAACCCCCAAAGCCAGGCUUUGGAGUGGCUGUGAAGCCCCAGAAAUCAGGAUAUGGACUUGGGCUGAGAGUCUUUCCAGGAGUGGGAGCUCAGCCAGGUCCCCCAACUCAGAAUGGCCAUGGACCAGGUACCAGCGAGAGCAUGAAAUCUCCGAAGCCAGGGUUCAGCAAUGGGAACGGAAUAGGAGCUGAGGCCCUCCCAGGAGUUGGAGCCCAGCCAGGCUUGGGAGCUGGUGCGAAGCCUCAGAAGGCAGGAUUUGGCAAUGGAAACACCUUGGGGGCACAGCCAGGUCCUGCAGUUCAGAACGGCUUUGGAGCAGGCUUUGGAGGGGUUGGAAAAGCCCAGAAGCCAGGACUUGGAAACGGAAAUGAGCAGGGAGUUGGGACCAUCCCGGGAACUGGAGCCCAACCAGACCUUGGAGGAGGACUGAGACCCCAGAAGCCAGGCUACGAAGCUGUGAAGUCCCAGAAAUCUGGAUUCGGGAACAGGAGUGGAUUUGGCCUGGGAGCCCAGCCAGGUGAUGGAGGUCCCCCAGCUCAGAAUGGCCAUGGACCAGGUACCAGUGAGGGCAUGAAACCUCCGAAGCCAGGGUUCAGCAAUGGGAACGGAAUAGGAGCUGAGGCCCUCCCAGGAGUUGGAGCCCAGCCAGGCCUGGUAGCCCAGAAUGGAAUUGGAGCAGGAUAUGGGAACAAAAAUGGACUGGACGCCCUGCCAGAUGUAGGAGUAGGUGGGAAGCUUCGGAAGACAGCCCCUGCUGCUCAAAAUGGCUACCGACAAGGUUAUGGAACGGACUUGAAGACUCAGAAACCAGGAUCUUGGAAUGGCCAUGGCCUUGGAGUCCAGCUGGGGUACAGAAAUGGGCUGGGGCCUAGAACCUUCCAAGGCCAGGGGCUACGGCCAGGCCUGGGAGUGAGUAUGAAACUUCCAAAGGCAGGAUACAACCUUGGAAAUGGAGUGGCAGCCCAGCCAGGUUCCUGCAAUGGUGGCAUUGCUCCACCACAAUUCCUCCCCGGGCCCCCCACGACAGUCCCUUCAGAUAAAGGAGGUGGCUGGGGCUUGAAAUCUCAGCUCCCACCACCAGUGCAGAAUGGUAAAUUCCCAGCACCAACCCCGGCCAUUCAGUGGGGACCGAAGCCUCAGAAAGCAGGUUACCAGCCCUCCGAUGGCUAUGGAGCUGGAGCACAACUGGGCUUCCAUGGUGGCCUCAAGCUGCAGAAAGUUGGUUUCCAUUAUGGAAAUGCAGCUCUGGAAGCUGGAAUUUUGCCAGAGAUUCUGCAGUCAGGGUUCCCCACAGCCAACGGCUUUAGUAAUGGACUCAGGGAGGAGACUCUUCUCUACCCUAAAGCGACAGUUCCAACCCUUGAGAGACAUGGUCAGGCUGGGGCCUUCCAGCCCUGGGGGGCUGGAGUGAAGCCAGAAUAUGGAUAUGCAGGCCUUGGGAUCCAGACAGGGCCCUAUGGGCAGCUGAGGCCAGAGCUGCGUCUGGAGCAUUUGGGGGAUCCUGAACUGAAGACAUAUACCAAGAGCCCAUUGGGAAAUGGUUACAGAGGACACUGCCCCUCUGGGGAAUGCUGAAUGGAAGCUUCCCUGCCUACCCUGAGGGUCUCUGCAUUACAGCCUGGCUGGAGAAGCACAGCAGGAGGAUCUUCUCAACACUUGCCUAGGCCACUGCCCUGUCCCUGUCUCCUCUGGGCUGAAGUAUUAAUAAAAGCUAUAUGGUUCCCCGUU
Messenger RNA from Rattus norvegicus (Norway rat), 1980 nucleotides. Lineage: Eukaryota; Metazoa; Chordata; Mammalia; Rodentia; Muridae. The record is from RefSeq and is a predicted model, not a curated record.